CUAGGCAAUACCGACAUACAGUACAUACAUGCAUGCAUCCAACUAAUUCACUCGCUCACUGCAUGAAUAAUCACACAACCUUACGUGCGGACAGACGAUCUCUCCGCCCUGAGCCCACCAAACACAGCAGUAUUACCUGAAUCCGGCAACCACCACACAAACAACAACAGAUCAGAUAAUCCUCCCUCCACAUGUAGGGCGCAAGUUAUGACUUCACAACGCAUUCAUCUCAUUCUGCUUGCUGUAUGCUGUAUGUUCGGUCGAUCCCCCUCAUCUCAUCCCAUUACCUUGGAAGCGGACCGCGGGCAAGCCAACUAGCCCGUAAACAAACCUAUGAACGAAAUUCAGAAACUCAAAAAACCAAACAAAAAGUCUCCGCGCAGCCAUCGCCUCUUUAGGAAUAGAGACCACAUAGAGGCGGCUGUACGAACGGCGAUCGCUGCUCUGUCGAUCGUUGCUCUGUCGAUCGUUGAAAUUCAAAUAGGUAGCUUUGCGACCACACAGAGAAUCUCUCGAAGCGCUGCUGAAUAAUGAAUCAUGAGAAAAGGAGAAAAAAAAGGCUCCGAAUUCGAGGAUAAGGUUUCGAUCGCGGAAGGGAUUGUCUUCUCUUCCUUUUCCAGAAUGUCUUUAGUUAGAUGGAAGGAUUGUCGUAUUUUCGUAUUACUUGGGGGAGUACGUCAUGUUGCAUUGGGACCUCGUGUUGUGAUAUUCAUCCCCAGACCACAGUAGGAGUUAAUGCUGUUUCGCAUCUCGCACUGGAUGCCGCGGGGUGAGUCAUCGGCCCCGACUGCUCGCGACGCCGCGUUUCGCGCUCUCCUUCUAGCGCGAGGUCUUGCUUGCUGUGCAUGCCAACCCAUAACCUACCUAACUCCGGUACUUCGCACAGUCAGUAAAUGAGCAGCCCAGUCCAGU
Messenger RNA from Mollisia scopiformis, 912 nucleotides. RefSeq lists its product as uncharacterized. The record is from RefSeq and is a predicted model, not a curated record. Lineage: Eukaryota; Fungi; Ascomycota; Leotiomycetes; Helotiales; Mollisiaceae. The annotation marks the transcript as partial. The transcript has 2 exons.